Molecule: messenger RNA, 1460 nt
Organism: Colletotrichum navitas
Lineage: Eukaryota; Fungi; Ascomycota; Sordariomycetes; Glomerellales; Glomerellaceae
Product: putative methyltransferase-domain-containing protein
Exons: 3
Coding region: 183-1220 (345 amino acids)
Source: RefSeq, a predicted model, not a curated record
CCGCCGCUGAAAAUUUCCCGGCCGUUUUAAAACAGCACGUUUCCCUUUCUGGCUUGCGAACAGCGCGCGCCUCUUUGUUCGGCGUUGCUUUCUUUUCCCUUCUUUUCGUCAUUUUUCGGGGAAAUCCACGAAUACAAAACAAAAAUAGACAACUGCACAUAGACAUUUAUUAGUCACCAACAAUGUUACUCGAGCCAAAAGACUUCCCGCAGAUGUGGCAGAAACCGUCAAGUGAUGACAUACUCGACACACUGAAGCAACUGGAACUCAGCCCCCCGAUCUGGAGUCACAACCGCAGAAGAUCAGACAUUAUCCAUGAGCAGGAGGCAACGGCCUAUUUCCGACGCGAAGUAUCACUGUACCUAUCGUCCAUCAUCAAGAGCGGUCUCUCCUGGAUCAAAAAUGACGAUGAGAAGGAGGAGAUCUGGUCGGAAGCCAGCCGCAGAAUGGCCGAGCGUUGUGGAAGAACAGCCAUGGGCGAAAUUACUCGGCGAUGGCCCUUCCGGGAAGAUGCUCUCACACCGACGUUCGAACUCAUCAUCCGUGAGCCACCCCUGACCGGUGACUCGCUCGGCCUCAAGACAUGGGCCUCCUCGUACGUCUUGGCCCAAAGCCUGCCGUCUAUCGGCUCGACUGCCCUCUUCCGUCUCUUCGACGAGUCACUUGGCCAGCCACGGCCGUCCGUAUUGGAGUUGGGCUCCGGCACGGGCCUGCUCGGACUCGCGGCGGCGGCGCUCUGGAAGGCCCACGUUGUCUUAAGUGACUUGCCAGAUAUUAUGUCGAAUUUACGGCACAAUAUUGAAACCAACCGGGCUACCGUGGAGAAGCUCGGGGGGUCACUGGACGCGGGAGCCCUCACCUGGGGUGGCUCGGGUGCAGACGAAGUUGACUCAGACUUAUUUGACAAGAAGAACCAGUUCAAGGUCGUCCUCGCCGCUGAUUCUCUCUACGAUGACUGUCACCCAGGCCUCUUAGCCGGUGCUUUUUCCGAACAGCUGUCGACUGAAGACGACGCGCGUGCAAUUGUAAUGGUCCCUUUGCGAGACGAAACGACGAAACAGCUAUUGAAAUCAUUCAGAGAUGCCAUGGGAAGCCAAGAGAUGCCUCUGACCUGCGUCGAGGAGGGAACUCUCGAUGGUCAAGACGAUUGGGGCGGGCCUGAAGAGGUCAUCAAUGUGACAUGCUGGUGGGGCAUAUUUGCGCGCAAGCACGAAGCAUAGCAACUAGCAAGCAUACCUAUGUAGGUUGCGGAUGCUUGUUCGUAAAAUGAGAAACUCGGGAUGCCUUUAGACAGUAGAUGGAAGGAAAGACAGCAUGGCUGGCAAACACGCCUAUCUAUAAUCCUAGAUUAGAGCAUGGCUCACCGCCGUAGUAAACGGGCAGAUGGCCGAAUUGGUAGAUAACCUCCUCAUCUUUCGUCUGUACUCCCGUGUCUUGAGCCUUCCUUUAUGGAGAGGCAG